This is a messenger RNA of Fundulus heteroclitus (mummichog), 2905 nucleotides long. RefSeq names its product TatD DNase domain containing 2 (gene tatdn2). The transcript has 8 exons. The record is from RefSeq and is a predicted model, not a curated record. Lineage: Eukaryota; Metazoa; Chordata; Actinopteri; Cyprinodontiformes; Fundulidae. Bases 130 to 2205 code for a protein of 691 amino acids. Gene Ontology annotation, molecular function: hydrolase activity, acting on ester bonds.
UUACUGAAUCUCGUAUGUGGGUUCAAACCAAGCAGUGUGGUUUGGUCGGGUAGAUGGUCGCAGACCGCUAACGUCCGGUUGACCUCCCGCCUGCUGCUGUUGGGGGGCGGAAAGGACCAGCAGGGAGACAUGGACAGCGACAGGAAGGUGUCCUUUAGCGGGCUACCGACCGCCGCCGCCUCACCAGCAGCAGCCUAUCAGAGCAGCGCCUGCUCGAGUACCCCUCACCACGGCAGGACCAGACACGAAGAGUCGAGUGCGUUCCCCCUCAGCGACUCCCCGGGGUCUGAGCGCCUCGGGGCGAUGAGACUGGACUCCCCUAAGAGAAAAGCACAGGUGCUCAGUAAAAGUGCGCCAUCUGCAGGCAAAAACAAGCUGAGAAAACUCUCCAGGCAAGAACCGUGGACUUUUAAAACCGUUAAGCGUUCUUCAGAAGAGCUACUCCAGCUAGACGAAUCUCCAACGAGCCGUGAAGUAUCACCGACUUCACAGCAUUCGUUCGUCGUGAAAAAGAAAUGGAGGACGCCUGAGGAGGGAUCGAGGGCCAUCUGCCGCAUGGCUCUGAUCGCGGCUAUUGGCGAGACGACAACGGGUUUGAGCACAUCUGAGACCCCCAGCCCCGCGCCUGAGAGCGUCCCUUCGGCCCUUCUACCUGCGCCUGAACAGACCGAGGAGCCUUCUCACAGUAAUGCGGACAGCAGCAGCGUCUGGAGCAGUCGUGACAAGUAUGAGGACGGAGGCUCCCCUGUCUGGGUGUUUGAGGACGCAGCAUCACAAAGUUACAGCUCACGCUCUACAGCAGCUGCCAGGGAGCCUGUUUUUCUGGAGACCGCCCCACAGGGGAGAUUAUUCGCCCCGGAGAAUGAGGCUGAAGACCGGGGACUGUCCGUCGCUGAGCUAGAGCAUCUUCCCCACUCUUCUCCUGCGUCUCCCCCUCCACAGAACAGCCUGCAGGAUUGGGCUCCGUUAGCUUCUCUGGGGGCCACGACGUCUUCGGCCUCCUUUUUACCCGCCGCUGAAUCCGCUGGAGCUACGCAGGCAGCUGCCGAGGACACGGAGUCGCGCUUCUUACCAGUAAAGAGGACCGUUUAUUUUUCGUUCAAGCGGCCCGACAGACCAAACUUGGCGCCCUUUAGUCCUUUCACAGCUGAGACUCAGAGCUUCCCCUCAUUCGUCAAAGCCAAUACGUUGGAUCCUUUCUCUCUGCCGCUGUGUUCAGCUGAAACGGCGUCGGACUUCUCCAUGAACCCCGCGGCGCCACGCAGACAAAGUGACCAUUCCUCUUCCACGCGUCGCCCCCCGUCCUCCGCCCCGGGGACUUCCAGGUCCGCCAGGCGUCUGUCCCUGGGGGCGGAGCCUCUGUGGACCAGUUACCCUCACGUCAACGCUCAGGCCGGCUUCAUCGACACACACUGCCAUCUGGACAUGCUCUACGGAAAACUGGGAUUCAGGGGGACGUUCGGCCGCUUUCGGCAGCUUUACGGCAGCAGCUUCACCCCCGAGUUUCACGGCUGCAUCACGAACUUCUGCAACCCGCAGGUCAUGGCCAAGGAGGCCUUGUGGGAAGGUUUGCUCUCCGAGGACAUGGUGUGGGGGGCUUUUGGCUGCCACCCACAUUUCGCCAAAGCCUACUCCCAUAUUCAGGAAAACAACAUACUGAUGGCCAUGAGGCAUCCGAAAGCCGUGGCGUUUGGUGAAAUGGGGCUGGAUUACUCCCACAAAAACUCCACUGACACUUCAAGGCAAAAACAAGUGUUUGAACGUCAGCUGCGUUUGGCCGUGGCCAUGCAGAAACCGCUGCUGAUCCACUGCAGGGACGCAGAUGACGACCUGCUGGAAAUCAUGAAGAAAUGCGUGCCCAGAGAUUACAAAAUUCACAGACACUGUUUCACAAACAGUUAUUCUGUGAUCGAGCCCUUCCUGACAGAGUUCCCCAACCUGUACGUGGGUUUCACAGCGCUCAUCACCUACACCAAGGCCAGGGAAGCCCGCAGCGCCGUCCGCCAGGUCCCUUUGGACCGCAUCGUCCUGGAGACGGAUGCACCGUAUUUCCUGCCAAGACAGGUGGGGCGAGGCGUGAGCCGCUUCUCUCACCCAGGAAUGGGCAUCCACACGCUGCACGAGCUGAGCUGGCUGAAGGGAGAGGACGAGGCCACGGUGCUGAACGCCGUGCGGAACAACACCUCUCUGCUCUACUCCAUAUGAUCCUUCCCCAGGAACGAAGCGGCGACACGACCGAUACAUACAUGCCAGCUUUUUGUUUUGGAGUUCUAAGUCUACCGAGCUCACGUGUUGAGAGUUUGGAAAACCAGUUUGAUUAUAAUGUUGUUUUAUUUUUAUUUUAAACUCUCAUUGCUCAACAAAUAAUAAAGGUUAAAAACAGACCUUCAUGAAACAACAACAACAUAAGACACACCCUAUAUGGCUGUUUAUCUGGUUAUGUUUUAGCUCAAUGUUUAUUCAAAUUAAUUCAGAAGCUGUUUUAAACUUUGUUUACUGUGAAGCCGAAUAUUAUUUGUUCUUUACAUGCCUGGAUGUUUAUCCACCUGCUGUGCGGUGUAGUUUGGUUUAAUGUGGUGGAGAUGUAUUAAAAGCCUUUAACUGGGACUCUUUAUUCCUUAGCGUGUUUACUUGAAUUGGUCAUAAAGGAGUGCAUGAUUAAGCGAGCACGUUUGGAGUUAGGCGUGAGUAAAGAUGGAAGCGCCUGUAUGGACAGCCCAUUAGCCUGUUUUUUACCUUGUCUUCAUCCCUCACAUGCUUUUUUUUUAUUUUAUUAGUCAUGCUGCAUUUUCUCGGGGCUGGCCUGCCAUUUAAGCGUAAUAAUAAUGUUACAAGGUGUUGUACUUGUGCAUCAGGUUUGAUGAGAGAUACGUGUUAUAAUGCCUACAACUUCCAUUUUGUCCAU